AGCUGGGAGGCGAGCACUAGCUAAUGAGGCUUUGUGCAAAGCGGUAGCUCUUGUCGCUGAACAAUAAAGCAUAUGGUACCAGCAAUAAAACGCCAGACUGGGAAAUUUAAGAAGAUUCCGCUGGAACCAGGAGAGCAGGUAACACGUCACGCCCUUGCAACAUGACAGCUCAUUGGGGUGCAUAAUUAUUAGCCAAAAAGUGCAUGGAUUGGAAACGCAACCAUUUGAACAGGUACAUGUGACAGUAGUGCAGCUAUGAGUGGAAUAUUAAAGAGGAAGUUUGAAGAAGUUGAUGGCUCCUCACCCUGUUCUUCUGUGCGGGAAUCAGAUGAUGACAUCUCUAGCAGCGAAAGUGCUGAGAGUGGGGAUAGUGUCAACCCUUCCACUUCAAAUCAUUUUACCCCAUCCUCGAUUCUGAAGAGUGAGAAAAGGAAGAGGACAAAAAAUGUUCAUUUUAAUUGUGUUACGGUAUACUACUUCACCAGGAGGCAAGGCUUCACGAGCGUUCCCAGCCAAGGAGGCAGCACUUUGGGCAUGUCCACUCGUCACAACAGUGUACGCCAAUACACCCUUGGGGAGUUUGCCAUGGAGCAAGAACGGCUUCAUCGAGAGAUGUUAAGAGAACAUCUCAGGGAGGAAAAGCUGAACUCCUUAAAACUCAAGAUGACUAAUAAUGGCACGGUGGAAUCCGAGGAAGCGAACACUUUAACACUGGAGGACAUUUCUGAUGAUGAUAUAGAUCUGGACAACACCGAAGUAGAUGAAUACUUCUUUCUACAACCUCUGCCGACAAAGAAACGAAGGGCGCUCCUGCGAGCCUCUGGAGUCAAGAAGAUUGAUGUGGAAGAAAAACAUGAGCUGCGAGCCAUCCGUCUUUCAAGAGAGGACUGUGGUUGCGAUUGUCGAAUCUUCUGUGACCCGGAAACUUGCACUUGCUGCCUUGCGGGCAUAAAAUGCCAGGUGGACCGUAUGUCUUUCCCGUGUGGUUGCACUAAAGAAGGAUGCAGUAAUACAGCCGGCAGAAUUGAAUUUAAUCCCAUCAGGGUUCGGACUCACUUUUUGCACACUAUAAUGAAACUUGAAUUGGAGAAAAACAGAGAGCAGCAGGUUCCUGCGCUGAACGGCUGCCACGCCGAGCUCAAUGCUCACAGCAGUGCAAUGGGUCCCACCUCCCACCCCCUGGAAUUUUCAGUCCCGGAGAACUUUGAAUUAGAGACUGAACCCCGGGCUGCGGUGAUGCAUUUGCAGUCGGCAGAUGACUUGGAUUGCGCUGGGGAGGAAGAAGAGGAAGAGGAGGAGGAGGAAGAGGAGGAAGAUGCAAGUAGCUUUUGUAGUGGAGUUACAGAUUCCAGCACACAGAGUUUAGCGCCCAGCGAAACAGAUGAAGAAGAUGAGGAAGAGGACGAUGAGGAGGACGACGAGGAGGAGGAGGAAGAGGAGGAGGAGGAGGAAGAAGAAAAACUAGAUGAAUGUCUGGAAGGCUUGGGUGUUCAUGCUGAUGCAGGUCAAGCCCUCCCUUCUGUCCUCUGCUAUUCAGACAGCACUGCCAUGCAUGAAAACCAGCCAAAGGCACUUUCCUACUACCCGAGCUCCACAUCCUUGUAUUACCAAAUAGAGAAUCACGGCCCUGGCACUCCUAACCAGAUUCGGGAGACUUACUCUGAAAGAGAGACUGUUAAGAACGGGAAUCUUUCUCUGGUGCCUUAUAACCCAACUUCGGAACAGUUUGUGGACUACACGCGGCCCUCAGAGGAAAAUUACGGCAGCUCCCUGUAUCCCUCUUCAAACCCGUCUGUCAUCGUUUGCUGCUCUUCGUCCGAAAGCGAUAACGUUGUUCCAUGUAGCAGUUUAUACGCUGAACAUCGGCCAAGGCAUUCCCAAGUGGAUUUUCCUUCAUACUUGAAAAGUCCUUCACAAGAUGGAUUUGUAUCUACUUUGAAUGGUGGCGCUCACCUCCCAGAGCGUCCCACCGAGAAUUCACUCGGCCUUUCAGAAAAGAGCAGACUACACGAAGAGUGUAUCAAAUCUCCCGUCAUGGAAACAGUACCUGUUUAAAUUUAUUUUAGGACCGAAUCGCUCUAGAUUUCAAAUGCAUUCUAUUUUAAUUGGAUUUCCCUGGAAGCGUUCUUAUUUUCUUUUUCCUCUCAGCAGUGGAGGUAAGGGGGAAGACCGUGGUUAAUGUUUUGAUUUUCUUUUUCACUGUUGUUUAUCAGUAAAGCUCUCUUGGUUGUGGCCAUUGCACAAAAACAGUUUGUGUAAAAAAGUAAACUUUUAUAAAAAAUAGAAUGGUCCUUUGAUAGAAAAUACCCAGAUUUUAAAAUAAUCCACACAGAUGUGGAUGUGGAUAUAUAUAUAUAUAUAUCCACAUCCACAUGCAUAUAGUAUGAAAACGGCCCACGUGUUGAUUUAUGCUGGGCUCUCUAAUUUACAACUUUUUAUUUUAUUGUCGGGCUUGUGCAAGAUAAUAAAAACGUUACUUUGGGUUCUUUAUAUUUAGGGUAUUAAAAUAUCGCUCCUAUUUGAGGGUGAUGACUUUUUAAAUAUAAAUGUGACUGCAAACAAAAAAAAAAAACCUGAAUUAUUCAGUAAUGUAUUUGUUUAUUUAUUGUAGCUUAGUACUCAUAACUUGAUAAAAAUGAACCGCUUGCUCUUUGGAGCAGAACAGCACAAUGAGAUUUCAUUAGGCAAAUUGCCUUUGUGAGGGUAGUACAUUUGAUCACGAACCCUGUUCUCUGAUCUGCACUAGGGACUAAUUCAUAUUUGUAAUGUAGGAAUGUAGGAGGACAUACCACUUAGUCAUUUUGGUGACGCUGGUGUGGAGUUUGUGUUGCAAUUGCUGCCCUGUCCCCAUCUCAAGGACAGGACAAUAUAUAUGAUUUUUCUAAAUUGCAGCUACUGGCAGCUACAUUUCUAAAAAUGUGUAACGUAGGACAAUCCUUAGCUUUUCAAGGGUCGAGAGAAGCAGUGUUAGCAUUAUAAGGAAAUUGGGUUGUGUUUUUUAUUCAAUUGUCUCUCUCCAUUGUUUUCAUAAAGAUGAAUGCAGAAUAUUAAAUAGGGACAAUAUCCAACCAGACUUCUUCAGAUCUUGCUGUCACACACACACACACCCCACACACAAAAUCACUGGCCAUUUUUCCAUGAAUCAGCAUACUUUUCCUUAAUGGCAACCUUCACAUUUGUGAAGAAUUUUGCUUGUCAGAAAAUGGUGGCGCUACCACAGGCUGGCUUGGGCCCUCUAUUAAAUAAUUCAAUUCAAAUCUUUAUUGUCAGUGCACAACAUAUGUACAAUGAGAUUGGUUGAGGUCCAACCAAAUAAGAGCUCCAAAAUAAGAGCAUUGCUACAGUCUUUCAUGGUUAUUUCUUCAUGUAAAGUCGGAAUGCUAUAUUUUUAUUUAUUAAAAUUAUCAUCCCGAUGUAUAAAGUGCUCAGAGUGAUCUUCACAAUAGUUUAAGAAAUAAUCCAGAGUGAAUGACUGAACCAAGGUUAUCUCUAUCUUGGAGCUCUGUGACCAAUAUGGGAUUCAAUAUAGGUUUUCCGUGGGGUUGUCUUCUCAUCUCCUUCAGGCUCUAGAGCUCAGAGGCAUUCUGUCUCUCCGCUAGCCCUGUAAGCGUUUCCUCUCCCCUGCAUACAAUAAUAGUGUGUGAAGAGUCACAUGGGAACAUGGAAGCACAGCCCUAAUGGAAACGAUCCAGAGAUAUCAGAAGGGAAUUCCUUCAGUGGAAUGUCACAUUCCACUGCUUUUGGUGGCACUUCCUUGCAAUUAAGUUUUAAUGGGCUGUGUGCUUUGUGUUCACAGCUUUUGUGUAAGUAUCUUUUUGUUCUUAAAUGAAUAUACUUUGGUGUAGCAGCUAUGAGUAAAUCUUAAAGACACCACAGACUGUUGGUUCUCAAAUGUUGCAUCUAUUUCUUUUUUUUUAAAUAAUCCAUGGAUAAACCAUGCAAGAAUUUUCAGAACUUUACUCUGAAUUUCUUUAGCCAAAUGAAGUAAUUAGGAAAAGAAUGGCAUUGUGCUGUUUGUGGAGAAAUUCCAUGAGCUCUGAAAAAAAAAAGAGAGGUUACUCAGAAUCUGUAGGGAUGGAGUUUCUCAUUUGAGUGUGAUAUGCCUCACAAUAAUCUCUAAAUAGGAAAGGAUUUAAGGUUGAGUGGAAUCAGUAGACAUAUUUCAGCCAUUGUUCUCUCUUAUUUUAGCAAAAGCAUUGAGGUUUGAAGUGUGUAUUCUUCCAGAGCUUUUCUAUCACUAGGGUAUGCAAUUCACAAGUGUUUCUUCAUUGUAGUAAAUGAGGGAACAUUGUAGGCAUGGCAACUGUGGAGCUAUUAGAGCUCAAGUGUUCCCGCCACCCUACCCCAUUAGGCUUUACAGAUUAACAGAGUUGGAAGGGACCUUGUAGGUCAUCUAGUCCAACCCCCUGCCCAAGCAGGAGACCUUACACAAUUUCUGACAGAUGGCAGUCCUGUCUCUUCUUGAAAGCUUCCUGUGAUGAAGCUCCCACAACGUCUGAAGGCAAGCUGUUCCAUUGGUUGAUUGCUCUAACUCUUAGAAAAAUUUUCCUUAUUUCCAGGUUGAACCUCUCCUUGUUCAGUUUCCAUCCAUUAUUCCUUGUCUGACCUUCAGGUGCUUUGAAAAACAGCUUGACCCCCUCCUCUCUGUGGCAGCUCCUCAAAUAUUGGAACACUGCUAUCAUGUCUCCCCUGGUGCUUCUCUUCACUAGACUAGCCAUGCCCAGUUUCUGCAACUGUUCUUCAUAUGUUUUAGCUUCCAGUCAUCCUUGUUGCUCUUCUCUGCACUCUUUCUAGAGUCUCAACAUCUUUUUUAUAGUGUGGUGACCAAAACGAUGCAGUAUUCUAGGUGUGGUCUUACUAAAGCUUUAUAGAGUGGCAUUUGUACCUCACUUGAUCUUGAUUGUAUCCCUCUGUUAAUGCAGUUUAGGAUUGCAUUGGCUUUUUUGGCUGCCGCUGCACACUGUUGGCUCAUAUUUAACUGGUUGUCCACUAAACCUCCAAGAUUCCUCUCACAGUUACUGCUAUUAAGCCUGGUUUCACCCAGUCUAUAUGUGUACUGCUGGUUUUUCUUGCCUAAGUGUAAGGCUUUACUUUUCUCUACAUUGAAUUUCAUUUUGUUAGAUAUUCUCUGAAUUGGUUGCCCUAAAUAGAUCCAAAUAAUAAAUAUCCACUUGUGAUUCUUUUCUAGAUUUCAAGAACAAUAUUUAUGAAUGUAACCUGGAUCACAAAAGUCUACCUUCAAGUUAUUCAAAACUGAAAAAACUAGUUCCUCUUGUACAUGUCCAUUCUUUAAAGUUGGCAAAGUAUGAAGUUUUAACUCUAGAUUUGUCUUCUGAAAAUGGGGGUUUCAAGUACAGCAUUCCAUCUCCUCUUUGGAUAAUUUUGUUCAAAAAAACAAAACAAAACUGUGAAGGAAGUGCCUUUGCAUGCUUAGCUCAAGAAGAUCCCAACCAUAUCAAAAUAUAUUUUUAUCUCACUGCAGUCUUCAGUCAGACUUUACCAUUGAUCUCAGCAGAAGCAUCCACAGCUUUAUUUCUAGAAGUUUCUCACUUCUAGGGAUGUUCCUGGUAGCAGCAGCCACCAAUGCCAAGCGUGCCAGUUGAUUUUUUAUUUUCCUUGUAGCAAACAUGCUACAUCCAAAUUACUUCGAUGGGGAGGGGGGGGAAGUUAAUCCUUGGUGGGUCUUAACUCUUCUAUUUCCUCACUUACUACAAAAAUUAGGCUUUAUUCCAUAUUCCUGGCAUGUGCUUACUGCAGGUGAUCUUUGGGCUUGAAUGUUGAUUCCUACCUUCUGUAUUUUACUUUCUUGAUCGAAUCUUUUCUCAUUAUUUUUAAACAUACCAGCCACCUGGUCAGCACCGGCUGCAUAGCAACAAACAGAUGACACUUGGAUGUCCAAAAGGACUAGUUUUGCUGACUUUUGAUCCAUAAAAUCCGUUCUUAUUUGAAUCUUACUUUUGUAUUCUUCCUCUUUGGCCAUAUAGAACGAGGAAGGUGGAAUAAAUUACUAGUUUGGCACAUUGUGCUUUAAUUUUUGGAGUGGCUCUCUAAGUUGCCUCGAUACUGACAAUAAUUCUGAAGAAUUUGUAUAAGAUACUUGAUGUUUGUCAGAGGCUAGUUGGAACACAUCACUGCUGCUGGAAACACUCUUUGUACUCAGCUAAUUUCACGUCAUUGUAAAUUACUUCAUGGAAUCAGGCUUGCAAGUCAGAAGGAUGACAACUGAAAACCCUGUCCUAAUGAGUUAAAUCUCACCUAGAUACCAUGAUGGGACCCAAACCAGAUGAUUAUGAUUCAAAAAUAAAGGGUACUAGAAUGUACUAUUUUCUAAUCAAUUCUCCAAUUCAGACCUACCACCACCAAAAGCUGGAAAUAUUCUAGCAAAAAUCAUGCCAUCGUCAUGCACUUAAUGCUGGAUCACUGCAAGACUGUUUGGGAGCCCUACAAGACUGUACUUCAGGCCUUCUCCUAUCCCACCAGUGAUAUAGCCUCAUGUUGUUGUGUUGUGUUUUCUUUUCUUUUGCAUCAGAUGGAUCUCCAGGGUAAGAUCCCUACAAAAUUGUGCCAGAAUCCUAUCAGAUAUGCUUUCACAUUGUACUGGGCAAGGCCAGUCAAAGUUUUGGACCCAAGUUUUAGUAGCGACUCUCUCCUCUUUAUGUUUAAGUCUGCAAAAUCUGUAACUCUUUGAUUUGCUGAUGGCCACUCAGUAGGUCAUGACCCACAUUUUGAGAAGCCUCACUGUAGUGGACAUUGGAAAAACAGUCUUGUUGCAGCAUCCAAUCUGGGCCGGUCAUCAGGAGCAAAGGUUUUGUCUUCUGAGCUUUCAGACUUUUGCUGGAGUCCAUCUUCAAGGAACUUCAGGGAUGGACUUUAGCACAAGUCCAAAAGUUCAGAAGAUUAAACCUCUGAUCCCGGUGACCGGCCCAGAUUGGAUCCUGCAACAUUAACCUGGGACACGUGUAUAUUCGCCUUCAUUCGAUACUAUCUUGUCUUGUUGAUUCAACAGGACAAGAGUCAAAGCUGAGUUCACAGCUCUCAUGCCCCAUAUCAUCUACCAAUUGUUUAUAUUUGUUUAAAUGAGAAAAUACAUAGUUUUGUAAGUCAUUAGGGGUACAAAAGAGUGACUUGGAUAAAUGAUCAGUUUGGAACAAACUUUGCUUACCCCCCAAGCAUAAGAUCUAUAAAACAUCAGAGGUUGGUUACAGUAGUUAUAAAUACUAUUUUUGUGGCAUUGUUUUUAGUACCUAGGCAUAUAAUACAAUGACUUUACUACCAUACUAAAUGAUCAAUAUUUUCUGAACUCUGAUCCAGUAGGACCCAGGACCCUUCCACAUCAGGCCCAUUUACAAAUGGGUGAAGUGUAAGUGUGAAAACUGGAGAUGGGGUGAAGUGUUAAGUGUGAAAACUGGAGAUGGAUUUGAUUUUCCUCCCAUUCAUCCAUCUGCCAGCAGGCCUCAAAAUGAAAAGGAACUGUAUACAAAUUGUUCUUUGUGGCUGAGACCGACUCAGUUCAUCUGGAAUCACACAAGCAACCUCUGCAUGUUUGGAAAGUCCCACUGUUUUUAGUACGGGGUAAAACACAUUUUGGCUGUAUUUCAUCACUGUGACUUUAUCCACUGUUAAUUUCCGAAGGAAACUUUAGAUGCUUAAUGUGAUGUAAAGAAUAUAAAUAAUGUGGCUAGAAACUACAACCUUAUUUGUAAUCUGAACAGUGCUACGGCAAAGUCUGAUGAUACAUAAACUUUGCUAGUGGUUUCUCGCAUGAUUACUGCCAACAUCCAUGUAUCAUGAAGCUAAACAACGUAGCUUCACAAAGUACAUGUCCGUUACCUGUAUGAAGAAUUAAACCCGAGGCAGGCAACCUGAUAUACACAAAUCCACUGUACCCCCAAAUACUUUCCUUGGUAACUUUGAGGCUACGGAACUGUCUUUUAUUUUCCUUACAAUGAAAUAAUUAAUAAAUACAUAGAUACCCGGAUUGUAUAGUGAAAAGUAAAGCACCGGGGCCUGACCUCUUUUUUUUUUUUUUUUUUUUACAAAAAUGUUUUUGUGUCCCAAUUGGAUGAUGUAAGAGUUUCUCUGGAAAACUUUGCUUUUUGAUAAAUAGGUUUCAUGUGUCUAGACAGGCCCACCCAUGGCAGCUACUUUUGUGAGUUGCUUGCCAUAUACUCUUAAACUUCCAGCCUAAAAAAAGUUCCCAUUUUUCAGAUUGGACUGCACUCUGUGGGAAAAAAUAAGUGAUCUACUCAGUCUAGAGAGUACUAGAUUGAGGAAGGUUGCCCUUGAGGUUAUAAUGUAAUAUAGAGCCAGUUUGGUCUAGUGGUUAAGGCCCCAGGCUAGAAAGUGGGAGACUAUGAGUUCCAAGUUCUGCCUUAGGCAUGAAAUCCAAAUAGGUGACCUUAACCUAGUCACUUUCUCUCAGCCCAAACCACCUCGAAGGGUUUUGUGAAAAUAAGAGGAAGAAGGUGCACUGCCUUGAGUUAUUUGUAAAAAUAAUAAAGGCGGAAUGUAGCAAUAGCACUUAGACUUAUAUGCCAUUCCAUAGUGCUUCACAGCGCACUCUUGAGUCAGCAUAUCGCCCCCAACAAUGUGUGUCUUCAUUUUACCGACCUCGAAAGGAUGGAAGGCUGAGUCAACCUUGAGCUGAUCAGGAUUGAACUCCUGGCACAGGGCAGAGUUGACCUGCAGUAUUUCAGUCUAACCACUAUGCCACCAGGGUUAAAAUAUAAAUAAAUAUCAAGCAGAAAGGUGCAAGGUGCCAAAUACAGAUGUGUCCGUAAGGGGCUUUUGACAAAAGCCUUUGUUCCUGCAGUCAUCUUUGAAUGCUUACAUUUUUCUAAGAUCUUUCUAAGCAGUCCCAAAGUUACAUUUCCAUCUGUGGAAAUAAGACAAAUGAAGAAGAAAGCAGCAAAAGAUUUUCAAUUUGUUGUCAAGUAAAUGGCUGGAGGUGCCCAUGUAUUUACUAAGAGUCAAGCAUGAUUUAAGAGAGCCUGUUUUUUGUUUUCUUUUUAUAUAUAGCACAAGGCUGGUAUCAGAUAAUAAUUGAAUAAAAUAAAAUAGAAUAAAAUAAAAUGUAUGGAAAAUUUUAAUUACAAUAGUGAAAGCAAAUAGAAACUAAACUCACAGAGUGAGAGAUAGAAUAAAAAGUACAAGGUAACUCAUCAAUUUUUCAUUUAGUGUCAGCAAAAAGUCUGUAAAGGGUUAGCAGAGCUUUAUAAAAAUGUCUCAUUUUAACCUUGCUCAAACAAGCCAACUUUAUAUUCCUUCCUUUUGCUUCUAACAAUCUUCAUUUUUAAUUCAUUCAGAUGUUGACAUAGAAUUUGAUUUCAUUCCAUUUUUCUCCAUCCAAAAGAUUUCUUGAAGACUUUAAUAAACAUUUUGUAAAUCCAAUAAAAAACCAUUAUCAAGAUUGUUCUCUUGCUUUCUUUCUGUAUUUCUACUUUAAUUUUCAAAGCUUUAAUAUGGUUCUUUCAUAUAUCCAGUAAAAGCUCCUUAUCUGGAUCAUUUUCUUGGCUCAUCUUUUGUGUUUCUGCUUUAGCUACCUUUCCUGUUUUAUAAUCUACAUUUCUACAAUUAUCUAACAUUUCUUGUUCUGAUAUUUCUACAUCAGGGAAAAUUUGUUCCCAUCCAUCAUUUCUUCAUUAAUAUCUUUUGGACAUAGUAUAGUCAUCGAAUCAGAUAUCAUUGCUGUUAUUAUAGUUGCUAAUUUCUGACCCCAUUGUUCAAAAGUCUCAUGGAGGGUUAACCAAUGUUUUAUGUCAUUUUGUAAUUCCCUUUGCUAACCAAAAACAAAAUGGAAGAUUGCCCUCCCCCCUCUUUUGCUUUUCUGCCUAGGAUCUGUAGUCCCCUCAGAUGUCCUAUUUUUGACAUCAUAAAAUCAUCUCAAAACUUCGUAUGACUUAGGAUAGCCAAAACAUUUUCUUCCUAUGAAAGUCUGUUUAUUUCUAAAACUUUUAGUAAAAGUUUUAAUAUUCUAAAUUCAUCUGGAUCCUUAACUCAUAACUUUCUUGGGUCAAAAUCCUGUUUAGCUUUUUGCCAUUUAUAUUUCUAGCUCUUCAAAUUCUUAAGCUUGUAGUUAAUUUUUUGUUUGUUUGUUCAGGAAUGAAGUUAAACUCACCAGGUGGCUUUUCAGGCUUGUUGUUCUGAAGCUCUAAUAGCCUUAAGGUAAUAAGGCAAUUUCCAAAAGUUUAGUGAACCCAGUAUCUUUUAAAAGGCUCUGCCAGUUGUGAGAAUGAUGGCUGUUCCCUUCCUUUCCUGGCACUCAAAUCCAUAGAAGACAACUGUCCUGUAGUCUCCUCAUGAGAAGCAGCCAUCCGGAGCACAUGUGGGUAAUCUCCAGGGGUGGGUUCUACUUACCUUUACUACCGGUUCGCAAUGGGAUUGCGCAGACGUGCGUGCUUUGCUCAUGCACAAAGCUUCUGCGCAUGCGCAGAUCGCCUAUGACAACAUCCGGGGUGGUGGGCGGAGCCUCCCACCGGUUUUACUACCGGUUCUUGCGAACCAAUCAGAACCGGGGGCAACCCACCACUGGUAAUCUCCCCUCCUCUCCUUAUCUGGAGAAGUUCUGUAGAACCAGUGUAUUCAUCAGUUUUUCAGUCUUUUCCAUGGUUGCCUCUGCUCUCAGGGAUGGCUAGUUCACCAUGCUUGUCCGUAAGUUUCCUUGAUAAGAAUAUAUCUUCAUGUUCCUCCUGGAGGUUAUUUUGGCACUAUAUAGUUUUUAAAAUUCUGUGUUAGCCUUGCCAGAAGAAUACAAUGUCAGCCUCAUUUCUUGUAAGCUACUAUGAUCAUUAUCUUCAACAACCUUUGUGCCUCAAAUGGGGACAUGCAGGUAGAUCAGCAACAAGAAACACAUCCAGUUGAAUCCUCUUCCUUCCAUGUUUCAUUUUCUGCAGUGAAAGCUAUUUACCUGGCUCUGAGCAGGCAAAGAAAACCAUAGGAUUGGAAAAGAAGGUUAGCGGAUUUAAUUUAAGAGGUUAAAACUGAACAUUCUAUUUGUUUGUUUUUUUGCAGUUCUUUCUGAAAAAAAAAAACAUUUUUCCUCCCUGCAAAUCCAGCAUUCUCCGCACGUAGGUUUAAUCAAGUGUUUUCAGCUUUUUCUCUAAAGGCAAGUUCCUAGGCAACACAAACUUCGCUUGUUCAAAGCCACAAGUCACAGUAACAUAGGAACUUCAAUUUAAAUCUUUUAUUAUUUCAGACUCCCUAUUUCCCAGGACUGCCACAUUAAUUUACCUGUGCAGAAUAAUUUCAGCUACAUCUUAAUUCAGCUGCUUAAAUCACACAUGCCUCUACAGCCACAUAUAUGCCAUGCAGCUUGCAAAAAUGCAAGUGAAGUGUUUUACAUUCUUUGCAAGAAUUUUUAUAAUAAUUGAUGGCUGUAUUUUUUUUUAAAUUAAAGUUUCGUUCAAGAGCCAGAGUUCACUAUUGUGAAGUCAACUUGCUCCUCUUCUACAAUUUGUUUUUUUUUUUUUUUUUUUUUUUUUGUUUUUUUGGCAUUGAUGGCUGUUAAAAAUGAAGGCAUUCUUAGGAGAAUGGGUGCUUCUAACUCACAUAUUUAACUAGGUACUUUGCAAGAAUGACAGUUGAUGCUGAAUCACUCUACAAGUAGUUCUCAACUUGCGACCACAAAUGAGCCCAACAUUUCUGUUGCUGAGACAAUUAAAUGAGCCUUACCCAGUGGUGGGUUGCUGCCGGUUGUAACAACUGGUUUGCCCAGCACUGAAAAUAUGAAUGUGUGUGGCCUUCUGUGCAUGUGCGCGGCUUCAAAAACACGGCGAUAUGAGACAGGAUAGCACCGGGGUGGGCGGGGUGGGCCCACCUGCAGGUUGCAACUACCGGUUUGCCCAAACCGGUCUGAACCAGCAGCAGCCUACCUCUGGCCUUACCCCAUUUUAUGACUUUUCUUGCCACAGUUAAGUGAAUUGCUGCAGUUGUUAAGUUAGUAACACAGUUGUUAAGUGACUCUGCUUUCCCCCUUGUCUUUGCUUAUCAAAGGUUGCAAUGAUCACAUGAUCCUGGGAUACGGCAACUAUCAUAAAUAUGAACCAACUGCCAAGCAUUCAAAUUCUGAUCAUGUGACAUGGAGAUGCUGCAAUCAUCUUAAAUAUGUAAAAACGGUCAUAAAUAACUUGUUUCAGUGCCAUUGUAACUUCAAACGAUCACUAAAUGAAUGGUGGUGAGUAAGGACUACCCGUAUAUACAUUAGCUAAGGAAAAUGUUCAUCUAAAUCAUAUUGGUAAUAAAAAUAACUUGAUCUAUUAUUGGCAACCUAUGAUAUGGAUUAUUUGCUUUAGGUCCUUUUUAAUUCAGAUGUAUGGCACAUAUAUAAAAUUCAUCUCUUUUGAAAUGCUUUCAGUACAAAGGAGGACAGUAGUAGGUCCAAUAAUACUGUGGCUCUAACAAAGGUAGUCCUCAUUUAGCGAGUGCCUUGUUUAGCAAUUGUUGGUGAUAAAAAAGAUAAUUUUGUGACCAGGCCUCACAUUUAAGGUCUGUAAAGCAAAGGAAAGCUGAAGUAAGAUCAUAAGUCAGUUGUGGUUCCAUUGAAUGACUGCUUUGUUUCAUAACCAAAUUGCGGGUCCCAAUUGUAGUUGCUAAAUGAGGACUACCUGUAGAACUUUGUUUUGUUUUGUUUUCAGGAAAGAGAAAGAAUUGAAGUUUUAAGACAGGGGUGCAACUUACUUGAAAAUUAAAAAUAAAGUUAGUAGUUUUCAGUUAAUAAAUUUCACAGCAGAUCAGAAUAAUUGUGGUAUUCCUAGGUCACCUUUUCAGAGCUUCACUUCACUUGCCAAAGGUUCUAACAGAGUUAUACAGUCCAAAAUUCCUCCCCCUCCCAAAGACAUUUAUAGCAUGACACUAGAACAUGAACAAACCCAAAACAUACAUACAAGCUAUAAUUGACGUUAUAGUGUAACUUCCACAGGCUGAUUUAAUUUGCAUUAUCAUUUGCAACUUCACUGAUACAAAAGGGUUAGUGUAGGUGGCAAAAACCCUAAACUAUACCUUAUGCUACAAACUUUAUUUUAUGCUGUAUUCCUUCUGUAUUUAUAUUUUCGGUAUUUAUGAUGAAUGAUCUGUAAUUUGAUGUAUUUAAUGUGGCUUAUUCUGCAAUGUAUAUAUUAAAAAUAAGCAUUUAUAAGUCUUAAAAUUAGGUUAUUUUUUUUUCUUAGUGGCAUUCGUACUAUGCUGUAUUUUUAUUAUAUAUUGUACAAUAUAUAUAUUUAUUGUCCAUUUGUUUGCAACAAAGUAAAUCAGGUUUCUACGUUA
This is a messenger RNA of Pantherophis guttatus, 13260 nucleotides long. It is a transcript of the gene CSRNP3, whose product is annotated as cysteine and serine rich nuclear protein 3. The record is from RefSeq and is a predicted model, not a curated record. NCBI's taxonomy places the organism in Eukaryota, Metazoa, Chordata, Lepidosauria, Squamata, Colubridae. Gene Ontology annotation, biological process: regulation of transcription by RNA polymerase II. Gene Ontology annotation, cellular component: nucleus. Gene Ontology annotation, molecular function: DNA-binding transcription factor activity, RNA polymerase II-specific; sequence-specific DNA binding.